UACCCUGUUUGUUCGCGGUGUGCAUGACGUUUUGGGUCGCGGAGACGGGCGCUGGGCCCGGUGUCAUCUCCCGUAAAGCUCUGCCGCACUGGGAUCGAUAACCCAACGGCUGGGCCAGCUCCAUUGGCUCUGGACCCCGCAUCGCGGCUUUGCAUCAAGCGCCCCAGGCCGAAGCGCCGCCGACGCUAGAACUUGUCGAUAAAGCUAAUACAGCACACAAUGGCAGAGAAAAAUGGGUUUGCACCUCGCCGAGGUGGUUUCCGUGGCCGCAAUCACUUCCAAGGAGGAGGGAGAGGUCGCGGUGGUCCUCGAGGACGAGGUGGCCAGAGAGGCCGCAGCAACAAUUUUAGAGGACGAGGAAGUCCUCGUGGUGGCCCCAACAACCGUCCAAAUCAGCAUGCCAAUGCCCAAGCUAAUGCUGUUAAUAAGGACUGCACUGUUUUGGUGAGGAAUCUCCCUUCUCAUGCUGCAGAUUGGCAAACAAAACUUACAGCUUUAUUCAAGGACUGUGGACCAAUCGAGAAGAUGGAAUUCCUGAAGAACGGUACUCGUGAUGAAGGGGUUUUUACUUUUACUCAAGAAGAUUCAGUGGAGAAAGCAUUGGGUAUUCAUGGCUCUCUUUUAGAAGGCCGUCACAUUAUUGUUGAUGUACCUGAAAAGAAUGAUGUUAAAUUUGAAAAUACUUCAGUUAAAGUGGAGUGUGGAGCAGAUGUUAUUGAGGAAGAUGUUUGGUUACACUUUGAAAGUUGUGGUGUUAUCAAAGGAGUGAGAGUGAAGCAUGACAAUAGGAAAGCACAUAUACUUUUUGAAAAUGAAGAAGCGGUUGCUAAGGCAUUGGAAAAGAAUGGGUCAUCAUUGAAUGAAGCCCCAAUUUCAGUUGUUCGUUGGCGCAGUUGGAGAGCUUGCCAAGUUCAGAAUCUUGGUGUUGCUGUGUUUGGCCUUCUACACCGAUCAUCUCGUGAUGAAGUUAUUAGCCACUUUAAGGAAUGUGGCAACAUUUGCUCAGUUUGGGUUGAAUUCCCAAGAGACUCAUCCAUCCGCAGGGCACUCAUUGUCUUUGAGGAUGAGGAAGGUGCCAAGAAAGCUUUGCAGAUGAAUGAAACUUUACUUGGAAAAGAUAAAAUCCGAGUACGUCAUUGGGAUGGCCGCAAAUUCAUUAAUGCUGUCUUCAUUGGAGGAGUUCCAUAUGGCACUGCACCCACAGAUCUCUGGAAGAUCUUCCAGACUUGUGGUACCAUUGACAAUGUUCACUUUGUACGAUACAAUCAGUCUUAUGCUGCUCGUAGGGCUUGCAUUGAAUUUGAGGAUCCCGAGGGAGCUAGAAAUGCACUUGAAAUGGAUGGUAUUGAAAUUAAAGGAAAGGCUAUCAAAGUAUUUUCAAGUCUAGAAGAGUGGGAUCAGCAUAUUGCAAACUUCAAAGAAACACAGUCAAAAUCUCAAGAUGCUGCAGUUAAAGAAGAACCUGAAGAUGCUGAGGAAGGGGAUGGGGAGAUGGAACAAGAUGGUGAUGAUGGUGCUAAUGGAGAUGCUGAAAUGGAAGAUGGUCAGGGUGACGAUGUUGCCAAUGGUAUCAAGCAGGAAAUUGAUGACGACAGCCAGCCAGCAGGCAAGAGGAAGGGUGGCGCUGGUGGUCCAACUCGCGGCAAAGCUCGUAAACUCCGGUGAAUUCCUUGCAGUGGCAACUUCCAUAUUCAUCACCUUAGGAGAUGAAGAUGAUGUCAUCGCAGCCUGCCAACUCUACCAUCCUAUCGUGUGAUAUCACAUUGUCCUAUUUAACGUGACUUUUCUAAUGAUAUGGAAUCCUCUUUAGCUUUGUAGUUCUUUCAAUCCAUGAAUUUUACUUUUAAUUUUAUAUCUCAGUUAGCUACAGGUGAAGUCAGUAUUUUCUUGGCCAUUUGUUUACUCCAAAAAUGGGUGUCAGUGGAACAAGCUCCUGUUCAAAUUUCUGUAGCCUGCACAUUCUGUAGCAGUUCAUCACAAGUAUGCCUUGUUAAGGUAUUCCUAUUCUUCAUUAUUUAUGCUGUGUGGUCAUUCUUGAAUCUAAUUUUUAUAGACUUUUAUAAUCAUAUGAUAUUGGACAGGUGUGAAUUUACCUUAGGAGUUUUCGAGCGUAACUGAUAAUCAAUUUUUUGUAAGGAUGUGAACUGAUGUAUUUUAACAACAGUCAGCCUGUGAUUUUAAUUUUUUGUUUUAGAUAGAUAUCAAUAGAAUCAUUUUAAUAACCGAUUUUACACACAAACCUCUGCACAGUUACCUAUUGCAUAACACUGGUGUUUAUAGGUAAUACUGUUUCCUAUUCCUUUUGUUUAGGAUCUUUGUGGUUCUUUUCUUUAUCCUUGUGUCCAUUAUAGUUUCUACCGUUCUCUCAUUGUAAUUAGCCUUCAACUGAAUUUUGUCAAUUGUAUAACUGUGAAUUGAACAUAUGCAAGGCUCAAUUUUAAGAAGGAUCCUUUUUUUGGAUAAUUGUAAUCAAAAUUGUAUUUCAUGAUUACUGUUAGUGUCAGGUGGCAGCAUUAUUCCAAUCUAAACUUAACAAGGUUAAUCUAAAAUUUUAGUGUUGGAAAAGUUAUUGCAAAAUCAUUUUCUUUGAAUUAGUAGUUGUGUAAGCAUAUUUAUUGUUGAUAAAUUAUCAAGACAGCUUACUAAGUGCACUGUCAUCUAGUUUUAGUCUAAUAGAGAGGAUUUGCUGCCUUACAUCAUUUUGAUGUGCCAACAUCUAUGUUGGCACAGGCAAAGAGUCUGUUCUGGCCAAUGCACUUUCAGGUUUAAGUUAUCUUUUUUUUAUUAUUCAAGAAGUUUGUUCAAAGUGGUUCAAGUGAUCUUAGAUCUGUUCCAUCUAUCCUAAAAUUAAGCUUCAUUUAAAUUUGUCUCUUAAAGAUUUGCAAUUAGGUAAAGCUUGCUUUUGCUGUCAAUUAGUUACUAAAACAAGUAUGUAGAUGAUUUGUGCUGCUGUUGUAUGGUAUGGUGUAUUAUUAGUUUCUUGCUGUGAGCAGUGCAGGAUUCCUUUCUCAUCGUUCUAGUUUUACUCUUGUAUGACAUAUUUUGUACGCAUUUUGACAUUUUUUAAAUGUUUUGGAUCACACCAUGUGUGUUGUACAACUCCAAUUGUAUUAUGUAGUGGCCUGCUCAAUGGGUGAAAUAAAAAAUCUUACAGUUGGAUGAACAACAUAUAA
Molecule: messenger RNA, 3173 nt
Organism: Frankliniella occidentalis (western flower thrips)
Lineage: Eukaryota; Metazoa; Arthropoda; Insecta; Thysanoptera; Thripidae
Exons: 11
Coding region: 220-1665 (481 amino acids)
Molecular function (GO): RNA binding
Source: RefSeq, a predicted model, not a curated record